GUCCGUAGCCACGAUGGAUGCAAUACCAUGCUUUCUGCUCGUCCUCCUGUUCGGGACAAGGAUACAAGAAAACACCGCCCUCCAGUGUUACUGUGAGCGCUGCACUGCCAACUCCAGCUGCACCACGGAUGGCGUCUGUUUCGUCGCCAUCCGCAAGUCGGGCACCCGGCUGACCACCGAGCAGCGCCAGUGCGUACACGAAAACGAACUGAUCCCGCGAGACCGACCCUUCAUCUGUGCCCCGUCCGUCAAACAGGACACUGGCAUUUACCCCAUGUGCUGCACCACAGACUACUGCAACAAAGAGCCCGAUGUCACAGUCUUGCCCGCAGUCUCUACAGUCCAGCCCCCUCCUCUGGGCCCCGUGGCCCUCGCAGCGGUGAUUGCCGGCCCAGUGUGCGUGCUCUGCCUGCUGCUGGUCCUGGCGUUCUACGUUUGCCACAGUCAGAGGGGUCUAGCCGGAGGGGCCGCCCACCAUCACCACCACCACCGGGUGCCCAACGAAGAAGACCCAUCCAUGGACCACCCCUUCAUCACUGUCGGAACAACGCUGAAAGACCUCAUCUACGACAUGACCACAUCUGGUUCUGGAUCAGGUUUGCCCCUGCUGGUCCAGAGGACCAUCGCAAGGACCAUCAUCCUCCAGGAGAGUAUUGGUAAGGGGCGUUUCGGAGAGGUGUGGCGAGGUAAAUGGCGUGGUGAGGAGGUGGCCGUGAAGAUCUUCUCCUCCCGUGAGGAGCGCUCCUGGUUCCGGGAGGCUGAGAUUUACCAGACGGUGAUGUUGAGACAUGAGAACAUUCUGGGCUUCAUCGCUGCCGACAACAAAGAUAACGGGACAUGGACUCAGCUGUGGUUGGUGUCAGACUACCAUGAACACGGCUCCCUGUUUGAUUACCUGAACCGCUACACCGUCACCGUGGAGGGCAUGAUCAAACUGUCUCUGUCCACAGCCAGCGGCCUCGCCCACCUCCACAUGGAGAUAGUGGGAACGCAAGGUAAGCCAGCUAUCGCUCACAGAGACCUGAAGUCAAAGAACAUCCUGGUGAAGAAGAACGGGACCUGCUGCAUCGCCGACCUGGGUCUCGCCGUCCGCCACGACUCAGCCACCGACACCAUCGACAUCGCUCCCAACCACAGAGUGGGAACCAAAAGGUAUAUGGCUCCAGAGGUGCUGGACGACUCCAUAAACAUGAAACACUUUGAGUCUUUCAAGCGAGCUGACAUCUACGCCAUGGGGCUGGUCUUCUGGGAGAUAGCCAGCCGCUGCUCUAUGGGAGGCAUUCACGAGGACUACCAGCUGCCCUACUAUGACCUGGUCCAGUCAGAUCCAUCAGUAGAGGAGAUGAGGAAGGUGGUGUGUGAGCAGAAGCUUCGACCCAACAUUCCCAACCGCUGGCAGAGCUGUGAGGCGUUGAGGGUGAUGGCAAAGAUAAUGAGGGAGUGCUGGUAUGCCAACGGGGCCGCAAGGCUCACUGCGCUCCGAAUCAAGAAGACCCUCUCUCAACUCAGCCAACAGGAGGGAAUCAAAAUGUAGACACAACUACCAAACACACACACACACCCACACACACACCUCUGACUGACAUCCAUAUCGUUAGCAUUACAACAUUAUUAUCUUCAUCAUUAUUAUUAUUAUUAUUAUUAUUAUUAUUAUUAUUAUUCAUCGAUUGUUCCUCCCCUUUGGUUUGGAAGGGAAGUGAAGACUUUAUUCCCCUCGUAUUCUUCUUUUCUUUUCUUUUUUUUUUUUCUUGUCCCCCGAUUUCAUUUGACAAACUGAUGAGUCCUGCACCUAAAACUGAAGAGCAGUGUGUGUACGGAGUGUGUGUCUCGCACCGUGCUCACAAACACACAAUGAAUGGGUGCAUAAACGGAUGGAUGCAUGGAUUGGAUGGAUGGAUCGAUCUUGAUGAAGGGAAUAUGAGAGGCAUUAAAGGAAGCCUCCGCUCAUUAUCCUCCAUCUUCUACUCAUCACAUGAAGUCUGUGAAAGACCCAUCGAGGCUACUAGUAUCCAUCUCAAGUCUCGCCUCCACCGCUCAUCACACACUCGACCAAUAAGAGCUCAGACCUCAUCAGGUAAACUAAAGACCAGAGAGGCAGCUGGGAAUCACCUAGGAGACCUCCGAGCUGCCUCACAUCUUCAUUAUCACGCCCUCAUUUGUAUAUUAGCAUUUCAUCCUUCACUUCAGAGUCAAGCUACUCUUGGGCAGGGCUGCACGUCUCUCAUGUCCUUUUUUUGAAUAAUCUUUAAUAAAGGAAUAUUCACAUUUCCUCUAAUUCUAAAGACAAAAUAUCACUAUCUGAUAUCUAGAAAACAUAACAGCAACAUACUGUAUGUUUUAUAAUGAAUGGAACUAUGAGCACUGCUCCCACAGCAUUGAUGUCAUGUUUUUAAGCUAAUUGUUAAAUGAGUUUGGCAUUUCACUGAUUGACACUGCUGGCCUUUUGCAAUUGAAGUGGUUUUUAUUUUAUAAAAAAAAAAUCAGUGAGUAUUAUAAUUCUAAUAAUUAUCCAAAGCAAAGAUAAGCUGUAAGGAAUAACUACUGAUAACUAAUGUUAAAAUUCAAAUAUCACUGAAGUAUUUCACUUUAAAAAGCAUUUAUCUGGAUGCAUUUGAAUAUUUUUAAUUAAAAAAAAAAAUUAAGUUCCAAUACCAAACUUUUAAUAUUCUGUGUUCAAAGAAAGACAAGUUCAGAUGAGUGUCUUUAAAAUGUAAAUGUAUUAAAUAAAUUAACCAGAUGAAUUUAGACAGAAUGUAAUAUAUUUUUCUUAUAUAUGAUAUAAUUCAUCUUUAAAUUUCAGCUCAGUUGUGGUUCAACUUUACAUUUAGAAAUUCAGUUAUGUAAAAAGUUCAAAUAGUUCUGGCUUGUUUUGGCUUCUAUAGAAAUGGAGUGAAUACAUCAGUAGAAUUCAUUGAAAGAAUGAAUGAACUGUUUCUCUUUUUUGGCUUGAGAAUGAAAUGACAUGCAGUGUGUUUUUAAAAAUAUAUGAAAGUAAGAGUUAUUUUCUUUGUUACAGUUCAGCUACUAGAACGAGGUCAGGUGUAUUUGACCCAAUCCUUUUAAUCACCAAGCUAACAAUGACUCAUGAUUGAUAGUAUUCAGAGUAAAGAUUAUUUAAGAAAUGGUAUAUUUGGAUGUUGGCUGCAGCCCUGCUCUCCAGUCAUAUAACAGUAGCACUGGGGACUGAAGUGAGGAGCUGGGAGUUAUGGGAUGGUCUGUAAGCUAGCCUGUGGGGUCCAGACCCUGCUGGGUCCAGACAUACGUUGGCUUCAUCUGUUCUUCAUCUAGUCGAGUUGUGUGCAGAAUCUCUCAUCUCUGCAACACCUUUGCACCUUUUUUUUCUUUAGUUAUUUCCCCGUCUCCCCUCGUAUUAUCAGGGAGUCGGACAGGUCAGUUUAAUUUAUUGUGUUUUUUUUUAGUUUUUUUUUUUAAUUUUCUGGUGGCAGGGGAUCGUUUUUGCAAAACUAAACUGGACAUGAUUACCUCAUUCAUUUUUGGUGAACAUGCUGCAACAUAUGCAAUAUACAGUAGAUAAAUGUGUCUAUUGUCUAUUUUCUAUACUCCGCUCUGCUAAAACCACAAACAGCAACAACAACAACAACAACAACACCAACAACAAUCAGCUGCCACCAUGCCUUCCUAGCCAGCUGUUACCGGAAAGUGCCAGUGCUUUAAAACACCCAACUCCUCUCAUGUCGGCUGCCGUGGAGUGUUUGUUUCUCGCUUGUAUGCAGCUCUGUGUGCGUGCGUGCGUGCGUGCGUGCGUGUGUCAGAGGAAGCCUGCAGGAGCCCUGCCGAGCAAACAGCAGCUCGUACUAUGCACACCCAAGAAGUAGGGAUGGAAAGCAAGGAGGGACACACGGCACGCACUGCACAGCACCCACAAUCCAGCCGACUCUGGUGCCAUUUCGUCAACCCAACCUCCCCCCCCCCCCCCGAACACCCGACCACCUCAGCAACAACUCAUUGUACAGCUUGUCCUCACAGUGGACUGAGUCUGGAACCUGAGCUUCAGCACCUCAAACUGUCUUUAGUUGGAGAAACGUUGCCACACAAAGCUCACGGCGGCUUUCAAAAAGAGACACAAAGACUUGUAAGCAUUACUGAUGUUGCCCUAUAAAUGUAAAAAACGUUUUGGAUUUCUGAUUUUCGUUCCUUCGUGUGUUUUGUGCAGCAGCGCAACUCAACCUUUCAAGCAUUUUCUUCUCUGUAGGAUAAUCAACAAAAAAAACAGUGAGGUACAUUCAUUUAAAUAUAGCAAACGGAUAUUUACUAAGCCAUAGGUUUUCCAGGUUAUUUUUUUCCUCUUUUUGUUUUUUUUUUGUUUUCUUUUUUUUGUGGCGAGGUCUUUUUCUACGAGAAUGUACAUUUAUGAAAAACAAAAGAUGACGAAAAAAUGCUUAAAAUGGACAAUUUUGUCAUUUCAGCUUAGCAAGCCUUAAGGGACCAACGCAUAAGAGCCAGGAUCUGCUCUUAUUUUUCUUUUUUCCGUUUUUUUUAAAGAAAAAAUAUAAAUAUAUAUACAUAUAUAUAUAUAAGUGAUGAUAUAUAUAAGUGAUGAUGAUCUAUCUAAAGGACAAAACAAAUAUACUGUAUGUAGCACCUGAUUUAACAGUUUGUUUCAGUGUGUUUGUCCUGUUGCCAAUAUUGCCAUACAUCUAAACCCAUUCCACUGAUUUUACACAUUUACUUGUGUUUAAGUUCCAUCUGAAGCACUUGUAAUAUACACAGGUCAGAACUAAAUGCAGAAGUAGUUACAGUUGAGUAGAGUUAAACUCAAUAUUUGAUCCAUCCAGUAAAUAAUAUCUCCCAGAGUCUCUUGAUUGUUCAGCAAUAAGUGCACUUCUGAACCAGCGCAGGGUUUAACUGUGUGGCAAUUUGGAUGUCGACGAGUCCGUCUGUCUCCAUCGUUUUUUCGUUAUGGAUACAUAAUGUAUUGAUGUGCUGCUACUUAGUUGUCCGCCUUGCUUUUCUGAGUCGAGGUGAGAGCUGCCGUUGGAUGUAAAUAUCCUCAGAUUGCCUAAAUCUGAUCAUUCUGUGCCAUGUUGCUCCGACGCAAAUCAAGCCCAUCGACAUUUUGGCAGGCAGUCCUCAGAUUUUGCUGAAGUAUGUGAAGAGUUGUUAUCAGCCAGCAUCCAUGGAAGUGCAGAGUCACACCCCCUCCCACUCCAGCAGCAGCUGCCGGGGUCUUCAUUUAGAAAAUGGAAAGCUGAAGCCUCUGUGGACCGUGGUUGAAAACCACUGUGCCAGUCCAUCACCGGGCAUCUGAGGAGCUCCUUCUCAAGUCCCAUUGAUGCCCACACAGAAAAUGAACCCAUUUCUUCCACUGUAAGCCCGAGUGUAGAGAGGAGGGAUUUGUUUAGUAAAAGAUGCUUGUUCUUCAUAAACCCCCAGAUAAAGCCUUUAUAGCAACUGAUGAUGUAAUCAUGUCAAUGUGCAAACUUCUAAAUGCAUUUUUGAACACAAUUCACAGAUAAUGUGUAACUUAGUUUCUGUGACUUGAAGACACCACCUGCUGCUCAUUUAUUGCUGCAAGUGAUCAAAAAUGUUCAUCAGCCAGAAGGACUGUAAGCAGACCUUUUGACUGUAAGGAGACUGUUUUGUCUAUUUGAAAGAAACAAGUGUGAAGAUAUUCAAACUUUUAAUGAAAGCUUUUAGACGCGUCUCCUCAUUAAUCAAUGCUGUUGCAUUUAGUUAAAGAACAGAUGUUCUCCCACUUUGAGCCUGGUUCUGUCUGAGGUUUCUUCCUGUUAAAAGGGAGUUUUUUCUUGUGGGAAUGUUGGGUCUCUUUAAAAUUAAAACCUGAAGAGUUCGGUUUAGAUCCUGCUCUAUGUGUAAAGUGCCUUGAGAUGACUUUGUUGUGAUUUGGCGCUAUACAAAUAAAGAUUGAUUGAACAUGACAAAAGUAAAAUAGAAACAUUUUGAUAGCAAUAUCUUAUAACUAAAAAAUGUACAAAAAAAUGAAAGAGCUAUUUUGGUGAUAAUUACAUAGUCAGUUGUUAUAGAGCCUAGUCAGCAAUUAUUUGUCGUCUUUUAAGAAAAUUGAGUUAAGUUUUAAAAAACCAAAAUUGUCAAAAUGCAGACAGUUUGAUGUGAUGUUCCCACCCGUGUAGUUCCACUGUUCAGAGUUGUCCUCGUGAAUGAAGUCUCUUAAAUAUGUAGAAAUGGUCGACGGUGGCAGAAGUGACCUUGUAAAUAUCACUAAACAAAAAGCAGAUGAAAGAUGAAAGCUAUCCUAAUAUUUGAAGAAAGUCAAGUUGGAUAUUGCUGCUAUAUGAAAUUCAAAAAGGGUGACAAACUAUGCUGAAUUAAAUGUUUUAAUGUGUUUGAAGAAAUUAAAAAAAAAAAAAGAAGUGGUCAAGCUAAGUAGGGCCAACUGGGGCUUGCCAGGGAAGACCAGGGCCAAGGAUUUCUCUUUCUAAGCCAUGUGGGUUUUGAGGGGACAGGAUGGGGACAGGAUGGGGGGGGGGGUUGCGGUGGUGGUGCAGGAAUCUCUACAUUUUUCAAAUAUCAAAAGUAUCCCUUUAAGUAAGCCCUGGCUAGCCCUGCUGGGCCUUUUGGGUGGGAUUGAGAGUGUAAAGUAUGUGUAUUCCAUUAGCAAUGUCAUUCUCUGGGACAAUAGCAACAACAAAAGCUCAACUCAACAGCACCUCUGGUAUGCCUCUACUAGGACAACCUUCUUUCUGUCUUAAAGUCACCAGCAGCCUUGUACUUUUCUUUUCAAAACCCAAGAUGACUUAACUGUAAAAAGACAUUUUUUUGCACCCAGCUAUUCCUCUCUUGUGGUCUUUAUACAGCAACUUUUCUGUCUUUGAUUCUAUCUUGCCUUUUUCUCUUGUCAUUCCAUGUUCUCUAAUCGACUUACAGAUAUAUCUCCUAGCUACAAGGGCCACGCUUCACUGCAGCCGGUUCCCUGGCUUCACAGCUCCAUUACCGGGAGAAUCCAUUCACAUUCAUCCCCGACCUUCUUUUAUUCCUCUAAACUCUGAUCCUAAAGCUCUGGUACGCUUGAAAUGAACGAAUUUGUGCAAAGCGUCAUUCCGAAAACAAACAGGAAACACUUUGGAGCGGUGUCUCAAAGGUAUUAGUGGUGUUGCACAAUGAAAAGUGAGGGAUGUCUUCUGACGGCCGUUGGGAACAGCCAUAAAGUCUUUGACUUGACGUAGUCGGGACGACAAUUCAGACGAACGUGUUGGUUUCAAGCGUACCUCUGCCUUUAGUGUUGAGACUGUACAGUAGUGUUCAUAAAGGGUCUGUCCCUGCAUUUGUCUGGAGGUUUGGAAUCAAAUCUGUAAAACUAGUUUUUUUUCCUUCUCUUCUUUGUGGGUUGUUUGGGUCUUGUAAAUUUUAUUCCAGAACCAUUUUAAAAUCAGACUUCUAAAAGAGAAACCUGCUGUACCUCGUCUUUGAGAACCUUACCUUGCUUUCUCUCUCCUUAGCUCAGGUUAAAGGGGGGGGGGGGGGGGGUUCACUGUUGAUAUGCAGCCACGUUGCAAUCUCAAACCUCGGUUCACCAGUCAACCCGGUUAAAAAGGUGGUGGAUGCACGCAGCGAUGUGACCGAGCCGUUUAGUGACUCAAACCUAAAGAAAGAGAUGCUCUCUGGUGAAACACGUAGCCUUUUUAACGCUGUGCUUUCGAAGCCGAGAGAGGUACAACAUGAGCCGUGCUUUUUUUCCUGCUCUGUGUGCGUUGAUAGAGGGCCAAAACAGGGAGGGGACAUUAACUAUGCCAGCAGCUCUACCGCUUCAACCACGCACUGAGAAAAUUCCCACAGCUGUGAAUGUAUCGGCCCUCCCGAGAGUCUCCAACCAAUCCGAGCACAACCCGCGUUAACUCAGCCCAAAGGUCGCAGCAGCAGCUUCCUAAGCAACGCAAAUAUCCUCCGCACGGGUUCCUUUCUAUCUGUCUCGUUAUGCAAAUUCCGGACCAAUAGCGUCUGCCCACUCAGUCCCACUGGAUCACACAGGUUACAAAUCGACCUAUCUAUGCUAGCAUGAUCCACACACUGUGACGAGGGCCGUGUUCAGAACUGAAACGGUUAGGGUUAUUUAUCAACUCCUCCCUUCAUGGUUUCCCUCCGUUGACUCAGAGAUGUAAGUUGCUCUCUGCUGAA
Messenger RNA from Scomber scombrus (Atlantic mackerel), 8115 nucleotides. RefSeq names its product transforming growth factor, beta receptor 1 b (gene tgfbr1b). Gene Ontology annotation, cellular component: activin receptor complex; plasma membrane. NCBI's taxonomy places the organism in Eukaryota, Metazoa, Chordata, Actinopteri, Scombriformes, Scombridae. The record is from RefSeq and is a predicted model, not a curated record. Bases 14 to 1534 code for a protein of 506 amino acids. Gene Ontology annotation, molecular function: transforming growth factor beta receptor activity, type I; ATP binding; SMAD binding. The transcript has 9 exons. Gene Ontology annotation, biological process: heart development; cellular response to growth factor stimulus; activin receptor signaling pathway.